Scylla paramamosain (green mud crab) is the source of this 3560-nucleotide messenger RNA. RefSeq names its product probable glutamate receptor. NCBI's taxonomy places the organism in Eukaryota, Metazoa, Arthropoda, Malacostraca, Decapoda, Portunidae. Gene Ontology annotation, molecular function: ligand-gated monoatomic ion channel activity. The record is from RefSeq and is a predicted model, not a curated record. Bases 444 to 2465 code for a protein of 673 amino acids. Gene Ontology annotation, cellular component: membrane. The transcript has 14 exons.
AAUCGAGUAACGCAUGAUCGCCAUUCUCUGACACACCAGAUAACAUCUCCCUCUGUACCUCACCAGCUCCCAGUACUGUACUCUUAAAUGGGGCAAGAAUUGAAUGUUCAUAAACACUCCGAACAGUACAACAUCCUCCACUCGCACAUCUGGGUAAUAAUACAGUGUAAACCAAAGUAUCAAUAAUAAAGUAUCAAUUAUCAAUACUAAACAAUUACUUUAGGUAUUCUUAUAUUUAUGACAAAGCUUCUUUAUGUAUUAAUGGCAAUAAAGCGUUACUUUGAUGUGAUAUGUAGAAGAAGGAAGAGAUGAAAUGCACAGCUCGAAAAUUGAUGAGUAUUGAAUUCACUACACACACACACACACACACACACACUGCAGAUUUUAAUAUUGCACGCGGCGCCAAAUCAUCUUGUGGCAGCAGUCCCUGAAGCACGAAUAUAAUGGGUGUGGAGAGCCUCAACCCCACCAGUGACGCACCUCCUACCGCAUGUAACUACGCCUCGCCGUCACCCUGGCCACUCACGAUGGUGUCUGGCGUCUUCUUAAUGAAGAUGUUCUUCCUGAUUAGUCAGUCAUCACUAACUGCUGCGCUGUUGGGUCAACCCGCAGCAAUGAAAACACCAGAAGAGCUUGGGAUUGUGGCAGUGAUUGUAUCCCAGAUGCAAUGUCCGACGAUCUUCUUGUUGAACAACCCAAGAAAAAUUCCUCUUGGGUUCAUAAAGGAGUUGGAAGAGUCCCUCGUGCCAAUGGGUAUCAGUUUCUUCCAUGUGUCAGCUGACAACCAGCGCGAAAAUGUAACACAGACUUACCUGUGGCCGGUGGUGGACAAUGUUCGGCAGAUGGGUGAUGCGUUGCACUGUCUGAUGUUGGUGGUGGUGAGUGAUGACCCAGCCUUCCUCGCCGCCUUCGCUCACCUGUCACUCAGACGUCACGCCCUCAGGUGGUCCACGAGGAUCCUUGUCCUCACUCGCCUUCCUUUCAGCCACCUUGACGGUUUGCACGGCCUUCUCUCCAACAAGAACGCUAUGCUGCUCCGAGUGCAAGGGGAGACUGAAAAACUCAGUGUUGGUGUGCACAUCUCGACGCCAUACAGCCCACCCACAAACAUUCCCAGGAAUGUCGCCACCUGGACGGCCAACGCAAGGUGGACUGCUGCCUCCAGCUUCCGGCUUUUUCCGGAAAAAUUUUUGCGAUUUAAUCCAGCGCCGACGCUCACAGUAGCGAUCGAACAGAUGGCACAGAGCAUGGUGCGGUGGGUGGAAGACCCCGCCGCCCCUAAGGGACGCCGUCUUACCUACUCUGGACCUUUGGACGAAUGCAUCAAGUUUUACAGCAAAGGAAUGAAUUUCACGUACAAGUACACGGUAUCUCCAGAGAGGAUCUACGGCGGAAUGUUGCCUAAUGGAUCGUGGACGGGCCUGAUGGGAAUGCUGCUGGGAGAGGAGGUGGUCUUCAUCGCGGUGCCCUAUAUACUAUCACCACAGCGGGCCUCGAUCACCGGCUAUACAACCCCCGUCUUCUUCGGAAAUGUAAAGAUAGUUAGUGGACUCGGAGGACUAGAGAUAGAUCCGUGGGGCUUCCUGCUGCCCCUUACGCCCCUGGUGUGGGUGUCCACCUUGGCGGCGCUGUUGGUUGUGGUGGUUGUCCUAAAGUCAUUUCCCUCCUGUCUGCCCGGCAAGACGCAAGGCGACGGUGACUUACCAACCAACUCCUUCAGCUCUCUCCGCAUCAUCCUGCAGCAAGACGUCGAGUUGUCAGCGAAGUGGUGGUGGUGGGAACGUCUGAUGAUUGGCUUAUGGAUGCUGAUGACGCUGGUGCUGACGAAGAGCUACGCCGGCAACCUCAUGUCCCUACUGGCCGUGAGGUACUUCCCGCAGCCCUUCCAGACACUUAGGGACGUCCUGGAUCACCCGCACGUUUCCAUGAUAUGGCAGAAGUACUCCAGGAAUGAACAGUUUUUAAAAGAUGCUGAGUCUGGGGUGUACAGGGAAGUGGCGGACCUGGAGAAGGAAGGUCGCCUCGCCUUCCACACACAAGGACAGUUAGUGAAGACCUUCGACACCCUAGUGAGAACCGAGGACCACGUGCUGGUUGAGGUGGACAUCACCAUCUGGAACUUGUUAGCCAUGGACUUCUCUCAGAAAGGUCUAUGUGAUUUCUAUGUAUCCAGAGACGGAUUUCUGCCAUUCUAUUCCUCCCUGCUGAGCCAGAAGACCAACCCCAUCAUUGACGGACUCAACCCUUGGGUGUUGGCUCUCAGGGAAUCAGGACUCAUGGAUCACUGGACGUCUGACAUUCCUAACUCUACUAAAUGCAUAACUGUCCCGGAGAAGCUUUUGAUUACCACCGCCUUCUCCGUCAGCAGCCUCUGGGGAGUGUUCGUGGUGCUGGCUAGCGGAGUGGCUGCAAGCCUGAUGGUCUGGGUGGCUGAGCUGCUCAUCAGACACCUUCAGGAGUACUAACCCUCCUACUCGCAUCUUCGCCGACCUCAGUAAAGUAGUACAUUAUCUUGGGAUGUAUUCUGCGCCAUUUAAACUAACAAUCAUAAUAUGGUUGUAAGCGUUGAAAUGUUUUGGUUGUACAUCCUAUGCUGGUCUAAUAAACAGAUGUCUUAAGGGAAAGAUAAUUUCUAUGCGAUUUUUUUCUCGAAAUUACUUAUUUAACUCAGUGUAGAUGUAAUGCACUACGAGACACGUGUAUGUAGUCUGUAACUUCGCUGCAUCCGAAGUGAACGUUGCACACACACACAGACAGACACACACACACACACACACACACACACACUGUAGCUAUUAGUCAUGUAUGAUUCACAACUCAAACACCGUUUAAUAAAUGAACAUGCAGUCAGAAAUAAAAAGGAAGCGCAGAGCUUCACAUCCAGCAGUCCGGCGUGCCACCUGUCCCCGCACACUAUCACCAGCAGAGCAUCAAGACCACGUGCACGGUAAAGAACACAUCUAUGGCAAAUUCCUCAACUAAAUUACUUAAUAGGACAGAAAAGGACUGAUAAUCAAUCCCUCAACAGCUGCCGAGGACCAAAGUGGACGUGGUGUUCAGGUGACGAUGACUCAAGCUCUCUUCCAGCCAACAGAUCUCAGGAAACGCAGCAAAUUUAUUUCCAUGUGGUUCAGUGGGAAAUCUACUCGCACUAUCGCUCGGGAGACAGGCGUCAGUCCGUCCACAGUCUGCAGGUGGAUUAACCGGUGGCGCAAUGAGGGCAGCUUGUACAAUAGGCCUCGUUCUUACUUAGUACACUGGCCUCUCUCUGCUCGUAGGCAGGUUAUGAGUCUUUAUCUGAGGAGUGCAUUUCUUCACAGCCAUAACGGUUGUGUUUAUCUGCAUCCUAAUGUUGCCCGUUGAUGUUCCCCAUAAUAAACAUCCAUUUCGUGUUAUAAUAAAGUAACUUAAUUUUUUUUCAAACCAAACUUUUACAAUGCAUAAUGUUAGAUGAAAUACGUGUUAUAUAGAUACUAUAUUGGAUUAUUUACCAUAUUUGAGGAAAUAUGGCAAACUUUCAUUCAUUUCACAGGACACCCAUCAGAAGUAAUGAUGCAUAA